Molecule: messenger RNA, 826 nt
Organism: Melitaea cinxia (Glanville fritillary)
Lineage: Eukaryota; Metazoa; Arthropoda; Insecta; Lepidoptera; Nymphalidae
Product: calcium load-activated calcium channel
Exons: 5
Coding region: 213-764 (183 amino acids)
Biological process (GO): endoplasmic reticulum calcium ion homeostasis
Cellular component (GO): cytoplasm; endoplasmic reticulum; endoplasmic reticulum membrane
Molecular function (GO): calcium channel activity
Source: RefSeq, a predicted model, not a curated record
CAAUGUCAAACUUUGACCUUUGUAUUAUAUACCAUAAAUUAUACUCUUCCACCGAAAAAGUAAUGUAAAUGUAAUAAUGAUUAUAUAGCUUUCAUGACUUAAAAUUGUUGAAAUUAUUUAAAAAAUAAAAAUAUUCUUAAUAGAAUUUGACAUUAAACCUUUGUUGUUAGCCAAUCGGGAAGAAAUAUAUCUGAAAUAGAAAAUUGUGCAUAAUGUGGGGUGAUUCCUUGUUAAUAGUGUUUAUUUCAAUAUGUACUGCAUUCUUAGGAGAAGGACUGACAUGGAUUUUGGUGUAUCGGACAGAAAAAUACCAAAAACUAAAAGUUGAAGUUGAACGCCAAAGUAAAAAAUUGGAGAAGCGUAAGGAAGCACAUGGAGAUUCUUUAGAUAAGCAACAUAAGAAGAAAAUUGAACGUGAAGAAGAAAGGCUCAAGAACAACAACAGAGAUCUGUCUUUAGUGAAGAUGAAGUCAAUGUUUGCAAUUGGUUUUGCAUUUACUGCAUUGCUCAGCAUGUUCAAUAGCAUAUUUGACGGGAGGGUUGUGGCAAAACUCCCUUUCUACCCAAUAUCCUGGAUCCAAGGAUUGAGUCAUAGAAAUUUACCAGGAGAUGAUUAUACUGACUGUUCAUUUAUUUUCCUUUACAUUUUGUGUACUAUGAGCAUCAGGCAAAAUAUUCAAAAGUUGUUAGGAUUUGCUCCAUCUCGGGCAGCUUCUAAGCAAGGAGGUGCAUUAUUUGCAGCUCCACCAACUCAGUUUAAAUAGGUAGAUACCAAGAAGAGAGGGUAUUUAUAUAUUACAUAAAUAAUAAACGUACAUGUGUGUAU